Messenger RNA from Hibiscus syriacus, 911 nucleotides. RefSeq lists its product as uncharacterized. Bases 73 to 885 code for a protein of 270 amino acids. The record is from RefSeq and is a predicted model, not a curated record. The transcript has 2 exons. Lineage: Eukaryota; Viridiplantae; Streptophyta; Magnoliopsida; Malvales; Malvaceae.
GCUGAUAAUUCCACACCACUGGGCUUUUAUGUUUUUUAAUCCCUGAGGGACUAGUAGAGAGAGACGACAACAAUGGGACGUCGUCUCUUUUCUUGUUUCAGCAAGGGUUCCUCUUCAUCUUCAUCAGGGACUGAAAACCAUGCCAAAACCAAUGGAACAGUAGAUGAAGCUCCGCUCCCCGACGGCCCAAUCAUGGUGGAAUUGUUUUCUUCCCAAGGUUGCGCGACAUCCCAGGCGGCUGAGCUUCUGUUGUCGAGGCUAGGGAGAGGCGAUUUCCGUCUUGAAGCUCCGGUGAUCGUGUUGGCUUAUCACGUCGAUUACUGGGACUAUAACGGCUGGAAAGACCCUUAUGGAUCGAGUCUAUGGACUGUAAGACAAAAAGCUUAUAUCGAAGCCUUGAAACUCGACACAAUGUUUACACCUCAGGUUGUGGUUCAGGGUAGGGCUCAAUGCAUGCCUGAUGAUGAAGAUGUUCUUUUGUCCACCUUUGCUACUGCUCCCAGAUUUCCAGCUCCAUCAUUCCAGGCGAAUUUCCAGAGGCCGACGUCGGAGACAUUGCAAGUGACACUAACAGGAGCUUUAAGGUUUAAAGCAGACAACAAUGGCGUCAAAGUAAUGGUAGCUUUAUACGAGAAUGGAUUAGUAAAUGACUGCUCUGCAGGAGAAAAUAAAGGGAAAGUUUUGUCCAAUGAUUUUGUUGUUAGAAAACUUGAAAAGCUCUGCAAUGUGGAAGACAUGGAGGCUAAAAAGACCAUCUCAGGGACUGUUACCUUCACCCUAUGGGAUGGUUUCAACAGUAACAAAUGCGCCAUUGCUGUCUUUGCUCAAAGCAGCUCCCAUCAAAUUUUUGGUUCUCAGAAAUUUCAGAUUCCUCAUCAUAUAUGAAGAAAAAAAAUAGUCAAAUUAUAUUG